AUGUCCUCCCCAAACGGUCGCAAGAAAUUCGAAGAUAUUCAAAAUAAAAGGCGGAAUGCUCGAGCGGCUGCUACCGACUACGGCGUGUCGUCUGUAAAGGCGAGACGGAUACUGGAUGAAAAUUUGGAUGAAGACGAGGACGAUGAUGACGAUGACGAAGAAACGUUACAGCUGAAACUUGCCGCUAUAGAAGCUCGGUUAAAACUGAAGAAGCUACAACAGAGCAAGUCACGAUCAAAACAGACAGACUCGGAAUCCGAGAGAUAUGACGCACAUUCGGGAAGCGCGAGCCCAAGGGCUGGGAACCAGGUGCAGCGUGCAAAUCGCAUUUUAGGAGAACGGAAGAGGAAAGCCGCAGAUAUGGUAUUUCAGGAGAACGUACAAGUUCCUCUUUCUCCAAUCAAGAAGCCACCUCCGCCAGCAAACCCCAUAUCUCCGCAGCGAGUCAUUCUAGGCAUCGACAAGGGACUUAAGGCACCUGAUGUCUCGCUAAGACGUCCGAGAAACCUAGGCCAAAAUGGUCACGACAACAAACAGCCUACCAGCCACCGGACUGGAAACCUCUUUAAUAGAGGUACUGCCCGCGAGACACAGCUAUUACCACCAGAGCGCACAAAUCACCUUGAGAAACCCAAGAGUUUCAGUGACCGGAUUCUUGAGAGUAGAUCGACUGAUAAAGAGCGGAGAGAUAAGGCCUGGGCCUUACAGCGGAAAAGAACUACUGGUUUUGGCGUUGACAAGAAUGAGCUGGAACGGUUUCAUACGGCUGCGAAGGAGUCAACAAUAAACCUGGGAAACGUACCGUCGACGCAACGCGAGCGAUUAGCCUCCCCUUUACGUGCCACAAGGCCGGCCUCGCAAGAGAAUAUACCGCCAGCCCCGACAUCGCCUUCUAAGAGAGAUCGCGGCCAGUCAUUAGGGGCAAUGCGAGGUAGUGCCGAGACUAGAACAUCUCGACCGAGCGAAUCCCGGGCCAGUGAAUCCUCCUCUAUAGGGACGGAUGUCAAACCUGCAGACCCAAGCAAAUUCGAGCCAUUCUCUUCUCUACACCUGUCUACUCGCAUUCUACCACAUUCAUUCCUCAAACGUACUCUUGAUUCCAAGACUCCCAUGCGUAUACCCGACCUUCUCCGAACAGUCAAAGGACCUGACUUUGACUCCCCUGAAACAGACGGCGAUUAUGUUGUCUUUGGCAUCGUGGGCUCCAAGUCGGCUCCAAAGGAACAUAAAGAGAAGAAAAACGGCGCAGACAAUAAUGACGAUGAGCCUGAAGACGGGCUUAAUUCAAACAAGUACAUGAUUCUAACAUUAACGGACCUAAAAUGGACCAUUGACCUAUUUUUGUUUUCAACUGCUUUUCCCCGUUACUAUAGGCUGGCUCCAGGUACAUUGAUUGCUGUCCUAAACCCUGCGAUAAUGCCGCCUCCGCGCCACAAGCUGGAUACUAAUGCCUUUAGCCUGACGCUACACUCCUCUGAGGACACGAUCCUUGAAAUUGGAACUGCGCAGGAUAUUGGUUUUUGCAAGGCUGUUAAAAGGGAUGGUAAAAUCUGCGAGUCCUGGAUUGAUUCUCGCAAGACAGAAUACUGCGAUUUUCAUGUAGAGGCGCAGCUCCGCAAAACCACUUCAGGGAGAAUGGAAGUUAAUAGCGGACCUGGUAUUUCUACUAGGUCGGGGGCACGCCCGGGCGGGUUCCGUGGCGGGAGGAGAGACCAGAACGGUUCCCAGGCAAGUGGCCUACGCAGUAAGACAGAAACGGGAGGAAACUAUGACUGGGCAACGGGUACUAGGUACUAUAUUGCCCCUGCUUCGAACCCGCCCGGCGGCGGGAAUAGACAAGGCUAUUUCCCAGGCAGAAACAACACUACCUCUAGUCUAUUAGACGCAGACGACCCAUUCAUAGAUGCCAGUUCGUUCAACAGAGGAGGCAACACGAAAGCCGAGCGACUCCGGAAACGCCUUGCAGACCAAGAACGAGAACGCACAAUCGCUAGAUCGUUAGGCGAAUUUAAAGGCGUUGGGGCAGAGUAUCUUCGAGCUCAUCACAAGGAAGCCUCAGAACCUGACGGGAGAGGAUCCUCGUCUACUACGACAAAUUCCGGUCCUACAAGCAGCCAGGGCGGUUCGAAUGCUAGCAAUUCAGGAAAUGAUAUUUUCCUCGGCCUUGAUAACUUAUCGAAAAGCGCAAAGGGUAUCAAGCUUGGUCGUGUGAAGGGCAGCAAUGGUUCGACGACAGUGAAGAAGACGAGGUUUAUUACCGCGAAUGGGAUUAGAGAGGCUGGUAGAGAUAGCCUUGGAAAGGCUACACACGAUGGAUCGGAUUAUAAUGAUGACUUGGACAUUGUAUAG
This is a messenger RNA of Arthroderma uncinatum, 2349 nucleotides long. Its product is annotated as cell division cycle protein 23. Gene Ontology annotation, cellular component: replication fork protection complex; nucleus. The record is from RefSeq and is a predicted model, not a curated record. The transcript has a single exon. Gene Ontology annotation, biological process: DNA replication; DNA replication initiation. Gene Ontology annotation, molecular function: DNA replication origin binding; single-stranded DNA binding. NCBI's taxonomy places the organism in Eukaryota, Fungi, Ascomycota, Eurotiomycetes, Onygenales, Arthrodermataceae. The coding region runs from base 1 to 2349 and encodes 782 amino acids.